Vigna unguiculata (cowpea) is the source of this 2333-nucleotide messenger RNA. Its product is annotated as protein PSK SIMULATOR 1. The record is from RefSeq and is a predicted model, not a curated record. Gene Ontology annotation, biological process: positive regulation of growth. NCBI's taxonomy places the organism in Eukaryota, Viridiplantae, Streptophyta, Magnoliopsida, Fabales, Fabaceae.
AAAAGGUCUCUUUUACCAACUAAGAAAUCAAUAAUACACCAGCCAGAAGCCUUUUCCAAACACAAAAAAGCUAAAUAAAUAUUCAAACCAAAGUGCAUAAACCCCCAUUCCCCACACCUUAAACACCUUCACAAAGCAAACAGCUGCAUCAUGAGUGAAGCUUCUACGCGCUUUUUUUAGCGACUGAAAAUCCUAACAAGAAUUGACAAUAAACCAACCCUCUGACGCCACAAUCUACCACACUCAGCCACUACAAACUGCAUGUGGGUCUACACUUUAAAUACUUUAACCACACUUAACUCUCACCCCUCUCUUUCUAAUUACGUCUUCACCUCACACAUUCUCACACAUUCUAACAUCGCAAUCUCCUUCAUCCUUAUUUCUCUCUGUAGAAAAACAACACCACACCACCAAUCUAUCAAAUAUUUCUCUCUUUCUCUUUCGUGCAUAUUCACAAACACAUGGCGCUCACCACCUAGUUCAACCUCAAACCCACCCAAACCCACGUACUCACCGAGAAAAAGCCACGACCCAUUUCACCAAACUCAAUCUCCUCCAACCCCGUCAAACCAAAAUCUGAACUUUCCAUGGCCCUCGAAACCUGGCUCAUCAAGGUCAAAACGGCGCUGUCGCACAGCCUCACGAAGAAACCGUCGUUUUCCUCGUCGAAGCCAAAGCACGUCGCCGUUUUGUCCUUCGAGAUCGCGAACGUGAUGUCGAAGCUCCUCCACCUCUGGCAGUCCCUCUCCGACGCCAACGUCGUUCGCCUCCGAAACGACGCCGUCGCGCUCGAAGGCGUGCGCAAGCUUAUCUCAAACAACGAGUCUUUUCUUCUGAGCCUCGCCGUGGCCGAGUUCGCCGACUCGCUCAGACUCGUCGCCAACUCGGUCUCCCGACUCAGCAACUACUGUCACGACCCUUCUCUCCGAUCCUUCCACCGAAUCUUCACCGAGUUCGCCAACUCGGGCCUCGACCCGCGCGCGUGGACCCUCACCACUCCCAAAGACAUCGAAGCCAAACACAGAAAACUGCAACAUUACGUGACUCUCACGGCAACACUCCACAAAGAAAUCGACGCUCUCACGCUCCUCGAAAGCGCGUUUAGAAAAGCGCUUCUCAGCGCUGACAACGCCGCCACCGAACACUCCUCUCACAAAAAACUAAGCGAUCUUCAGCAGAAGAUUUUCUGGCAGAAGCAAGAGGUGAAGAACUUGAAGGAACGUUCGUUAUGGAACAAAAACUUCGACGGGGUUGUUUUGUUGUUAGCAAGGUUCGUUUUCACCGUGUUAGCGCGGAUUAAAGUUGUCUUCGGAAUCGGCCAUAGUAGUAGCGUUCCCUUUUUGUCACGUAGUUUGUCUUCCGUUUAUCCCUCCGAUCACCAAAACCCUAUUUCUUCCUCAUGCUCCUUUGUAUCUGGGCCGUUGAAAAGCUCAAAACUUGACGACGAAAAUGAAAAUUUGGGAAAUGGGUUUUUCGAGUCUAAUUGCAAGGUGUUGAAGUUGAAGGGUGAUGGUGAGAGUGAUACUUUGGGUGCUUCAGCUUUGGCCUUGCACUAUGCAAACUUGGUGAUGGUGUUGGAGAAGAUGAUAAAGUCACCCCAGUUGGUUGGGGUGGAUGCUAGAGAUGAUUUGUAUGGGAUGUUACCAAGUAGCAUAAGGUCAUCUUUGAGGGCAAGAUUGAGAAGGGUGGGGUUUUCUGCAUGUGAUGAUCACGUGCUCGCCGGAGAAUGGAGGGAUGCAUUGGGGAGGAUUCUGGGGUGGCUGGCACCAUUGGCACAUAACAUGAUAAAGUGGCACAGUGAAAGAAGCUAUGAGCAACAGAACUUGGUUCCAAAAACCAAUGUGUUGUUGUUGCAGACUUUGUUCUUUGCAAACAAAGAGAAGACAGAAGCUGCCAUCACUGAACUGCUUGUGGGGUUGAACUAUGUUUGGAGGUUUGAGAGGGAAAUGACAGCUAAGGCAUUGUUUGAAUGUACCAAAUUUAAUAAUGGCUUCUUAAGCUUGCACAAGCCAAGCUAAGGAGACAAAUCAGUUUCUUCUUUCUUCUUUUCUUUUCUUUUCUUUUCUUUCACUCUUUUACUCUUUUACUCUUCCUUUUCAUGAUCAAGGUUUUAAAAGAUUUCUCACAGCAUCAAAAGAUCAUGAUGAAACUGUAAUUUAAAACCUUGAUCAUGAACUUUCUCAUGAGGGUUCUAAUUUUGCCUCUAUGAAUGGUUGAUUUUAGGUAGUUAAUUGUGGUAAGUUCAGAUCCUUGAGGUUUGGUAAUUUGUUUCUAACCCGGGUCUGUAUAUGUAUAUAAAUGAUUUAUUAAUUUUGAGUGAAAUCUCCCAGAAA